Molecule: messenger RNA, 2622 nt
Organism: Fusarium keratoplasticum
Lineage: Eukaryota; Fungi; Ascomycota; Sordariomycetes; Hypocreales; Nectriaceae
Product: NADH-ubiquinone oxidoreductase 19.3 kDa subunit, mitochondrial
Exons: 10
Coding region: 1-2622 (873 amino acids)
Biological process (GO): mitochondrial respiratory chain complex I assembly; electron transport coupled proton transport; aerobic respiration
Molecular function (GO): 4 iron, 4 sulfur cluster binding; quinone binding; NADH dehydrogenase (ubiquinone) activity
Source: RefSeq, a predicted model, not a curated record
AUGGUUCGAUUACAGGUAGCAAGAUCUGCCCUUCGGCCAUUGGCCUCGACGACCUCAUUGAUCGGUUCCCGGCGACCGCUACAACUGCAGUCAGCUUCGAUUAGCCUCCCAAUUGACCAGAAGCGAAGGACCUCCAACAAGGACAGCUCCCACCCCCACCCUGCCGCCUUGACUGCAGACGUGAAGCCGAGAGAUGUCAUGGAAUAUGCCUUGACAACCCUGGACAAGAUCGCUGCCUGGGCUCGCAAUGGCUCCUUCUGGCCAUUGACCUUUGGCCUGGCUUGCUGCGGCAUCGAGAUGAUGCACGUCUCGAUGCCAAGGUACGACCAAGAUCGCCUGGGCAUUAUCUUCCGAGCCUCCCCUCGACAAUCCGACGUCAUGAUCGUCGCUGGCACAGUCACCAACAAGAUGGCGACGGCCGUCCGACUCUGCUACGACCAGAUGCCGGAACCCCGUUGGGUCAUCAGCAUGGGGUCAUGCGCCAACGGCGGAGGAUACUAUCACUACAGCUACAGCGUCCUCAGAGGCGUCGAUAGGAUCCUUCCAGUCGACAUCUACGUUCCGGGGUGCCCGCCGACUGCUGAGGCGUUGAUGUAUGGCGUGUUUCAGUUGCAGAGGAAGAUUCGGAACACGAGGCAGUCGCGUAUCUGGUACCGGAAGAGAAAUGCUGAGCUAGCCAUGCACCAGGGGCACGGGGCCAACAUCGUCCUGGCUUGGCAGACCCGACCCUCACAGCAGCACUUGGUCCUUCUUUCGCAUGGCCUUGACGUAGGCGUUCUUCCAGAACACGAUCGAAAUGAACGAUAUGGGUAUGAUGCAGACAGAAGUGGUGAGCAUCAGGCGUUGCGUAUUGCUACCAAACUUAUCAGACGUUCCCAUCUCCUGAUCCCUGCCUCGACUUCCCCCAAAGCCCCCAUCUGCACCAUCUGCGGUGUAAAACUCGGGCACACCUCCCUCGAGUCAGAAGAUACCACCCCAGGCUGGUAUCCCAAAAUAUCGGCACAAGGCUCAGUGCUUCUUUCUGGCCCCCAUUGGCCCUACUACGGCCAUGGACCCAUAUCGUUAAAGAUACCAGACAGUACAGUUGUUCGACAUGCUGCUGAUCUGACCGAUCCACCCCCAAAGAUGCGGAUUCUCUCCACUGACGAGUCACUGUUUCCACAAGAGGAGAUGGACGUUAUUGAGGCAGAUCGGCGUUAUCCAUCUGCAAGCCAGAUAUUGUAUGUUGGGAUACACACUUCCUGCGAGGACAUGGCAAACCGGGCCAUGCGAUCCUCGCCGAAAUGCGAGAUUCGAUCUGUUGGCGAUCUCUGGAUGACACUUGAACGCCGAUGUACAAGAACAAUACAAAGCAGGCGUCUCACUCUGAGCUUCCUGCCAAUCAUUCUCAAGAAUCGUGCGUGGCAAGGCCUGGAGCUGGGUCUUGAGCGCUAUUUCAUUCCUCCUGAGUUCUUUGACCAGUCUGAAGAGAGUUGCCCUGUCGCUGAACAAGAAUGGUGGGAGGCUGAUCCCAUCUCCAUUCCCGGGUUGACGGUUGACUUGAUGUCUAAUCUGCGACCGGCUCUCCAAACCAACCCCUUUCCCCGGUUCACGAGGCAUUUCGCGGCCUUGCCACAAGAAAUCAGGGAUAACAUCAUGUCGUUUCUUCUCGUCGAGUCUGUCGCUCUAGAUUGCAACUACCUGGCCCCGCAAUCGUACUGGAAGCAGCUGUUUCUCAACAUUCCAUUUCUAUGGGACCUUGACUUGACAGUCAUUGAUCAAAAGCCAUCUCCCAUUGAGAAAGGAGUCGGUUGGGAUUGGGAAAGGCUCACACGCCAGGUGCUGGCUCCCGUGCGAGUUGCGUUUGUGGAGGAAGGGAAGGACGCCCACACAGCCUGGGAUUAUCACCAAGUUGGGCUUGUCGUUCCUCCUGGACUCAAGAAUCGUCGGAGGAUCUGGCAAAUCUUGGAGGAGAUGUUCCCAGACGACGUGGAGGUGUAUCAUUCUAAAGAUGAUCCUGACCAUCAUCUUUCUCGCAUCACUAUCACGAUGUCUGCCUACGCUCGCGAUGGUGGCGAUGCUCUCGCCGCUAUCGCCUCCCAAGCACAUGCACGAAUCGACAGUUUUGCACGCCAAUACCUCGACUUCAUGGACCUGGCUCGCCGAGGCUGGGACGGAGAAACCCUGGGCCAUCCUCCUACUCUUGCCUACCACAACCCAGUAGAGAAGGCUGCAGUCAUUGGUGUCUUUUCUGCCAGUCAUCCAGACAAGGAUGUGCGCGGUAAAGAGGCUCUACUCGGGAUCCAGUCCUUUGACCCCCAGCGACACAGGAUCUACUGGGCGUGGAUGAACGAUCAGGGCACGUACCAACCGCAAUCAACUGUCGAAUUUCGUGAUGCGCAUACCCUGGCAACGGCGCGCAAAGCCGCGGCGGCGGCCUACGACAAGGCCGAGCACGAAGUAGUCCGACAACACAACAUCAAUGUGCUCUUUUAUCUGGCCAGAAGAGAGUUGCUGGUUGCGGAGGUCAAACUUCAUCCAAUGGACUAUGGCUCCCCGCUUGUGACGGAGAUUUAUGUAUCGUGGAUGCUCUCGUUGGGUGAGGACUUUUUGACGCACAUCACGGCAAGGUCCAGUGAGUAA